Messenger RNA from Hipposideros armiger (great roundleaf bat), 2855 nucleotides. It is a transcript of the gene SUN3, whose product is annotated as Sad1 and UNC84 domain containing 3. The transcript has 11 exons. Gene Ontology annotation, molecular function: protein-membrane adaptor activity. Bases 1168 to 2241 code for a protein of 357 amino acids. The record is from RefSeq and is a predicted model, not a curated record. NCBI's taxonomy places the organism in Eukaryota, Metazoa, Chordata, Mammalia, Chiroptera, Hipposideridae. Gene Ontology annotation, cellular component: meiotic nuclear membrane microtubule tethering complex; nuclear envelope.
GGGGCGGAGCCCGGGACCGCGGAGCGCGGCCGGGAAGGGGGCGCGUCCUCCUCGGUCCCCCGCCCGGCUCGUCCGCACCCCCGUUUCCACGAAGCGAUCCAGAAAAACGAGAGUUUUUGCUCGUCAGCCUCCGGUUGGUGUAGCGCGUUUUAAGUGCCCGGGAGACCAGCAGGCAGCUCCGCCGGCCGCGGGGCCGGCGCCGUCCGCACGCCCGGCUUUCCCGCAUUUCUGCUCCGGGAGCCGAGAGGCACUUGCAAAGCCUUUGCCGUUUCCACGAAACUGCAGCGUCCCGCCCCGGGCCUCCUCAGGGCGCGCUUUAGGCCUGGCUGGCUUCGGGGUCCACACGCAGGGGCUGUGGCGUGCACCGAGCUCCCCGGAAGCACGUCACCUCUGGGCCCCGCUGCUCGGGAAGCCACCGGCCACCGGCCACCGGCCACCUGACAUCGGGAAAGCACCGUGCUGCCCUGGCCCCUGAGAGAAGACCUGGGGUUGACAGGUGUCAGUCAGUCAGACAAGGGGAGCGAUGACAGACAGCUGUCAGAGGCACCCCGUCCCAACGACUGAGAACAGGAAGGAGCUUUAGUUUUUUUGUUGAAACUUUAAAAAUAAAGACAUUUGAACGAUGGUCAUUUGGCCACUUUUUAAACAAGGUGCUGUUUCCCAGCGUUUGCAGAUGCCAGCUCAGAUAAGAGCCGAGACAGCUCCUGCUCAUGAGUAUUUUGAGAAGAGGAUAAAAAUGUAUUUGAGCAAAAUCCCCAUUUUUCAAAGCCUCGGCCCUGGCUGCCUGCCUGCCUGUCCCUCUUGGCUCUGAAGCAAACCCAGAAAGAGAUUGCUUUGUUCCAGCAGAGCAGUAGGUACGGGGCCGUCACGUUGGCGGGUUUGGGAGGUGGUACAGUAAAGCACAUGAUGUGCCAGCAGGUGGAGAACUGGCCUUGGCACACCUGUGACAUGGGCACCAUUAUGAUGUGUCACAGAAGGGUGAUGCAACAGAGGAGCCAAGGCACUUCAGGAUUUGCUCACUCAGGUUCCCCGUCCAAGGGGAAACACCCAUAAAGUAAGAAGACAGAGAACCCACCCCAACCAGACCCACUAUGUGCGGUGUCGUGUCUCCCACAAGAUAAGAGAAAACCAGCAGUGGUAUCCUCCCCGCGACCUGUCACUGGGAGAAUGAGUGGGAGGCCGAAGCCACCUCGGGGUGCCCCAAUUUUCAGGGGUCCCCCGGAAGAAGCAGCAUGCUGCAGCGCCAGUGUCCAGGCUUUGCUGUCGGGGUGCGAGGACCCGGACCCCAGUGGGCUGGCUCGAUCCUGGAAGAUCAUCCUAAGUAUGGUGUUUAUAUUGACUUUUCUUCUCAUAGGAUUUAGAAAUCAUAUGUGGUUUACAGAACCAGAGUUUCCUCAGAAAUCCAGACGAGUUUACUCUGCGAUUACAGAAUAUGGCUCAAGGCUUUCUCAUUACCAGGCUAGACUUUGGAUGCCGAAAGAGCAACUGGAACUUUUAAAGAAAGAAAGCCAGGCUUUGGAAAACAACUUUCGUGAAAUUCUAUUUUUAAUUGAACAAAUCAAUGCUCUGAAGGCGUUACUGAGAGAGACACAGGACGGUCUGCACAGUCGCGGCCGGAGCGCGGAUGGGGACCCCGGCGGGGCCCGGGACAGCGCCGAGGAAACGUCAAACUUGGUAAAUUAUGUCCUUAAAAAGCUGAGAGAAGACCGGGUCCAGAUGGCUGAUUACGCCCUUAAGUCAGCAGGAGCUUCCAUCAUUGAAACUGGGACAUCGGAAAGUUAUAAAAAUGAUAAAGCCAAACUGCACUGGCAUGGGAUUGGGUUCUUAAAUUAUGAAAUGCCUCCAGAUAUUAUCCUUCAGCCGGAUGUUCACCCUGGGAAGUGCUGGGCCUUUCCAGGUUCCCAGGGUCACGCCCUCAUCAAGCUUGCCAGGAAGAUCAUACCAAGUGCAGUUACCAUGGAGCACAUCUCAGAGAAGGUGUCUCCCUCCGGAAACACCUCCAGUGCACCCAAGGACUUUUCUGUCUAUGGCAUCUUGAAACAGUGUGGAGGAGAAGAGGUUUUCCUAGGUCAGUUUUUAUAUAACAAAACAGGAACCACAGUUCAAACCUUUGAGCUCCAGCAUGAAGUUUCUGAUUCCUUAUUAUGUGUGAAACUUAAAAUCCUCAGCAACUGGGGACACCCGAAGUACACUUGUUUAUACAGAUUCAGGGUGCAUGGCACCCCAGGAGACCACACCUAGCAGAGCUGGUGCAGAAGUGGCGGCCGCGGGGGUAGGACAGCCAGGUGUCCCUGUGCCUUACACUACACUCAGAGGCUCGGAGAGCGGCAGUGGGAGGGAAACCUCAACGGGGAUGAGUUUUACUAGUAAAAAUAUGAAAGUGAUUCAGUCUCCUUCUGGUAGCUUUGCUUUGGGGGAUGAAUGUCGCUGGAGCCCUGACAAGUAAAUCUGUGUCUCGAAGGCUGUGCUGCUCAACCGUCUUUCUCGUAGGAGCACCUCAGCCUGCCUUAGUUUGUUCGUCCACACCAGGCAUGGACGUGCCGGGGCCACUAUUAUUUAACUCGUAUCUGGACGCACUGGUCAAUGCGAUUAGAAAAGCGAAAGAAAUCAGAGGUUAAAACGAGUGAGGAUGUCUGACCAUGACUAUUUGCAGAUGAUUUGAAGAAUUCCUUCAAAUCCAAUAAAGUCAAUUUAAAAAUACAUCACACACAGGAAAAACUGCAGUAAAUUAGAAGAUAGAAAAUUAUCACAUGUAAAUCAGCAUCAUUCAUAAAUACAAACAAUAACGAGUUAGAGGCUAUAAUUUACAAAAGCCACACCAAAGAUGAAAAAGAAUCAGAUAAAAGAAGAAAUUA